CUGGCGGGCCGCCGCUGUUUCCAUGCGGUUUCGGAGGCGCUGGCGUCGCCCUCGGACCUUCCUAGGGGGUGGCCUUAGGAGAGGAGCGCGCUGCUGCGGAGGUGGCGAGCUGCCAGGCUGGGGUGCAGGAGUGGGGACCUAGCGGCAGGCCGGCAGCGAGCUCGGGCGCUUGGCAGAGAGGGGAAACCGCCGGCGCGCUUUUAACGGGCAGCCAAAAUAAUAAUAAAAGCCGGCAGAAGCGAGGAAAAUCAGGGCAAAGGACGGGGAGAAGGCGGAGGAGAUGCGAUAUCUAUAUGUUUGAAUUCUCCUUUAUGAACAAGGGAAGAGGGCUAACAACCUGCCUGAACAAGUGGGAACUCGCAUCAAUUCUCUGUGCAAGUACAUGGAUGUAACCAAUUAGCAUACUAUCGUUGGUGGACAGCUCUUAAGAGUUAUCAUCAACCCGGGGGAGAAUUUCUAUCUUAAAGCAGCUACGAGAAAGGAACGCUAUAAAAGCUGGUUCUGCUCGAGGCUGCUCUCCUGCUCUGUCUCGACUUUUCUAGUUUUAGUGGGUGAUGUCACGACAUCUUUAACGUUCAGACCCCCCAAACCCACUAGAUGAAGGACCUAGCUUGUACUUCUGACUCCUAUGUGCAUGAACAAAGCCCCAGCAACCAGACAUCGAUAGCAAUGAUGCAAGAACCUCAAGAAAUGGUGGAAGAGACGGUUACUGUGGAGGAGGACCCAGGCACUCCCACUUCGCACGUGUCUAUUGUCACUUCUGAAGAUGGAACCACAAGGAGAACUGAAACCAAGGUAACCAAAAUGGUCAAAACUGUCACCACUAGAACAGUGCGUCAGGUCCCACUUGGGCCUGAUGGCCUACCGUCAAUGGAUGGCUCAUCUCCUAUGGGCAGCUACACAGAUUCGAUAGACAGAAGGUACAUGAAGAAUGGGGAGCGGUACAUCACACCACAAGCAUCGUCCACAUUAACCAGAUCUUACAACAACUACAACGAUUCUUACCCUGACAGCCACGAAGGGCAGUAUCGCCCUUAUAUCAGUCAUGAUGGUUACGGAGAUCUGUCCGAUAACUAUGGCAGCUUGUCCCGUGGUGUCAGCUACCGUCCUCGCUAUGCCUACGUGCCAGGGAACAGUUACCGGCCAGAGGAUGGUAGCUUCACCUUGCCAAGCAGAAGGGAUAAUUAUGGUCCCGUUGCCCAGCCCCAGGUGCCAGUAGGCAGCAAUGUUGACUUGAACCGCUCCCAGCCAGAACGCUUCCAGCCAGAACCCUAUGGGUUGGAAGAUGAUAACCGCAGCCUUGGAGUAGAUGAUGAAGGAUAUGAACUGGAUCCAGAUUACUCCACUGUGAACCGGAGGACAUCUGCAGGCAUACCAGAGAGAGCAAGACCUCACAAAGGAAGGGGCUACGAUGACCCUGUUGAGACGGAGAUGGUUGAAGAGCGGAUCCCUUACCUUCACGGUGGCUAUGCAGCACCUCUAGCACAGCCAGAGAGAGGAAGCAUGGCCAGUAUUGAUCGCCUGGGGAAGCGCUCCCCCUCUAUUGACAGCAUUCGGAAAGACCCUAGGUGGAGGGACCCUGACCUCCCUGAAGUAAUUGCCAUGCUCAGCCACCCUAUUGAUCCAGUCAAGUCCAACGCCGCAGCCUACCUGCAGCACUUGUGCUACGAGAAUGAUAAAAUCAAAAAGGACGUGAGGCACCUUAAAGGGAUCCCUAUCUUGGUGGGCCUGCUAGAUCAUCCAAAACCAGAGGUCCAUCGCAAAGCCUGUGGGGCGCUCAGAAACAUCUCAUAUGGGAAGGAUAAUGAGAACAAGGUGGCUAUAAAGAACUGUGAUGGCAUCCCAGCUUUGAUCAGACUGUUGCGAAAAACAAAUGACAUGGAAGUCAGAGAGCUAAUUACAGGCACCCUGUGGAACUUGUCCUCUUAUGAGCCCCUGAAGAUGGUCAUCAUCAACCAUGGUCUGCAGACGCUCACCAAUGAAGUGAUUAUACCCCAUUCUGGCUGGGAGAGCGAGCCAAAUGAGGACUCAAAACCUCGCGACGCUGAGUGGACAACUGUCUUCAAGAACACUUCUGGCUGCUUACGGAAUGUAAGUUCAGAUGGAGCAGAAGCACGCAGAAGACUAAGAGAGUGUGAUGGCUUGGUGGAUGCCCUCCUUCAUGCUCUACAGUCUGCAGUCGGCAAGAAGGAUACAGACAAUAAGUCUGUGGAGAACUGUGUGUGCAUCAUGCGGAACCUUUCCUAUCAUGUCCACAAAGAGGUCCCUGGAGCUGAUAAAUACCAAGAACUAGAUGCCAGCCAGACUAUGAGCACAGGAGGCUCCCAGAAAAAGAAGAAAGACGAUGCUGGCUGUUUUGGUGGGAAAAAAGCUAAAGGAAAAAAGAAUGGAGAUUUGGACAGGAAUUUUGAUACACUUGAUUUGCCAAAGCGGUCUGAAACAGCUAAAGGCUUUGAAUUACUGUACCAGCCAGAUGUGGUUCGACUGUACCUCUCCAUCCUCACAGAAAGUCAGAAUUUUAACACACUAGAAGCUGCAGCAGGGGCUUUGCAGAACCUCAGUGCUGGGAACUGGACAUGGUCCACAUACAUCCGUGCAACAGUGCGGAAGGAGAGGGGCCUCCCGGUGCUUGUGGAGCUGCUCCAGUCUGACUCCGAUAAGGUGGUGAGGGCUGUGUCGAUUGCCCUGAGAAACCUUUCCAUGGAUCGUCGCAAUAAAGAUCUUAUAGGUAGUUAUGCCAUGGGUGAACUGGUAAGAAAUUUGCCCAGCAGGCAGCAGAGGUCUUCAAAGAACCUGGAAGAGGAUACAGUGGUUGCAGUGUUGAAUACCAUCCAUGAAAUCAUUACUGACAGUUCAGAAAAUGCGAGGUCUCUGAUCCAGACACAGGGCAUUCAGAAGCUGGUAGCUAUCAGCAAGUCAAGCCAGUCUCCCAGAGAAACAAAAGCAGCAUCUCACGUUCUUCAGAUGAUCUGGAGCUAUAAAGAGCUACGAAAUGCACUGCAGAAGGAUGGGUGGAACAAGUCACACUUCCAGUCUGUUUCUGCAGCUCCGAAGGGUUCCAAAGGUGCCGCUGGCAGGUCUGGCUACGACGACAGCACUUUGCCUCUGGUGGAUAAAAGUCAAGAUAGCGAGAAGUCUGGGAGUCGUGAUAUGAUACCUAUGGAUGAACUCGGCCCAGAUGGAUACUCCACUAUUGAUCACCGGGACAAGGAGCGCAAAUACAAGACCAGUGAUAACACCGGGGAUGCCUCAGAGAAAGAACCUUUAAAAGGCUAGAACCAACCACAUUUUUUUAAUUGAGGGGGGAAAAAAAAUCAUCGAACCGACACAGAGGAUCUCAUCAGUCACCACUGCCAUUCAGAGUUGGAGGGCGCUGCAUCACUGACCAGGCUGCAGAUUCUAGGAGGGCGUGGGGAGAAGACACAGCCGCUUGCCAUCGCCAAUGCCAGAGCACCAUGCCUUACAGCAAGACAGUUUGCUUUUUGACUCAGUUACAUUCCCAGCAGAAAUAGCCGCCUUCCCCUCGCUCCCUCUCCUGCAAGAAGAAAGCAAGCAAGAACAGAGAAUCCAAGCUUCUAUCUAGCUGGCUGCCUUCUUAGAUAACUCUUACGUGUGGAUGGUGCCCAGUAUGGGAAGUGAAGGUCAUGCGGCAGCAAAGAGGAAAGCUUCACAAGUGAAAGAGAUACUGCAGAAUAUUUGAAAUAUCGUAGGUGUAGUCAUGAAGAUAAUAGCACUUUUCUGGUUUGCAGCUCUUUUGUUUUGGGUUUCUUUUUUUUCCUUUUCUUUUUUUUUUUCUUUUUUUUUUUUUUCUUUUUUUUUUUUUUUGAACUGUGAAUCUGACAUUUUUAAGGCUUUUUGAUAAAUUUUGAGGUUUUCUUCAUUAUUUCCACAAGAAGUGCAGGAAUGUUGAGUGGGUAUGUUGGAUUUCAGUCAGAGGAGAAAGUACAGAACAAAAACUAUUAAAUGCUGAUUGAAUGAACUAGAGACUAGAUGACAAAAUUGCAAGCUGUAUAAUCUGCUUUUAGAGUAAGCUAUAUCACAGUGCUAUAUUAUCAUUAUAAUCUGGUGUACAAUACUUCUGCUGUUUGAGUUCUGUAAUGGCUCUAUUUUUACUUCCACAUAUGAAAAAUAGUUUAUUGAAGGCUUCAGUGUUCCCAGUUCAGAAAUCUCUGCUGAGAAAUGGAGUUGACUGGCUUUUUAUUUUCUUUUUCUCAAAGAUUGCGAUAAGGAACUUACAUUUUAAAGGUACCAGUGUUGCAUUGAUGAUGAUCUAAUCUAUAACAUUAUUUCUCUUACUAUAGCUGUUAACACAUUGGAAGAAAGUAAGAGCUUCUUUGUAGAAUGUUUUAUUUUGAACACACUAUAAACUUCAGAUGGGUCUAUCAUUUAUAUUUGACGGUAACUUGAUCACUGUCGGAUCCGUAUUUGCUUUGAGCUAUAGAUCCUGAUGAGAAAUGCCACAAAGGGAACUGGCUUGGAGUUUUUUUUUUAAAUUAUCAUCAUGGUUUCUGUGUUGCUGUGGUUUUGUUUUGAGAUUGCGUAUUUCAAUUGGUGUGAGAAUCACCCAUGUGCAAAGGUUCUCCUCUAAGGUGCUGAGGCCUGCUCUCUGCAAGAGGGGCUCGUUACCUCAUGAGAACAUACUCUGUGUAUACAGUAUCUGGAAAUGCUGUAAACUAAAUGACGUCAGAUCACUGAUUUUCUCCAGGCAUUGGUCAAGGAAGGGCAGCAGAUGAGAACAGGAAGCACAUGUCUCAUUAGUAGCAUCAGGUGCCUUUUACUGAUUUUGCUUGGUAGCCAUUAUUCUUCAGUUGCCACAUUUACUCCUAAACAAGCUCCUAAAAACGGUGCGACUGGAAAGCAUAUAUUUUAAUCUGGCAAAUGUCAUUUGGGGUUUUCAGUGCCUGCCAUUUCCUUUGUACUUAAAAAGGGGAAAUACCCAACAACCUCACCUCCCACAAAAUAUUACUAUUACAGUAAACACCUAAAUUUUUUUGUAAAAAAAAAAAAAAAAAAAAUUAAAAACUUUUAAAAAAGGCAAGUACCAAGAGCUUUGUAUCUUCUUGAGUAUAUUAAAAAUUUGACAUGAGUACAUAUAUAUAUAAAUAAAAAUAUCUAUAUAUCUAUAUCUAUAUAUAUAUAUAUUGUUGUGCAGAGGAUAGGUUGACAAAACCAUGUUAAGUAGUUUGCAGGAGAAGGAAGCAUUUGUUGAUUCAGGGAAAGACUGAUGCCAGAAGCUGUCAGUGAUUUGGAUGAUACAUGUGCUCCUUCACCCCCUCCCUUUGCUGACCUUCAUCUUCCAUGCUCAUUGCAGUGGUUGCUUCUGGAUCCUAGGGAAGGUGAAGUUGCUGGGAGCAAACUAAUAUAGCAAAGAUUUGUCUUUUCACCUGCAUGAGAGUCCUAUUGAGCCAAAGAUGCUCAGCAGAUCAAGGGAAGCAAAGAGAUAUAUCUGUGAUUAUCUGCAUAUGUGUCAGGGGCAGUGUCUCUGUAUGUGUAGACAUGAAGUGUGGCAAUGAAACCAGAUACAUAGUUUGACUGUAUAUUCUAUCAAUGGUGCUCUUUUCAUACUUGUUCUGCCAAUACGCGGAGACCCUUUUAACCAAGCUACACGGAAGAGUUUUAUAUCACUUUUGGUUAUGUACUUGGUGUAUUCUUUUUGUAUAUGAAAGGAUUUUUUUAAAAAUGUUCAGUAAUUAGCAAUGGAACCUGCUUUGUAGCUGAUUAGAACAGCGUAAGAGAAGGGCCGUGCUGUCAGUCUGUCCCUGAUCUACUUCAAUCCAUAUAUUUACCAAAGGAGUCUGAGCAAAAGUUCACUUAAAAUAAAGACCUGACUGUUGAAAGGAGUCUCUGCUAAGACUUUGUGAUUUAGUUAUUGUAUGACUAUUCCAAAGCCAGCAAGAGGUUAACAGAGAAAACCGCAGGAGGGGGAAGUGACCUGGCUAGAGGCUGAUAGUCCAUGACCUCCUACACCAGGUAUCUCAUGGCUCUCGGUGGGGCACUAUGGUGAUGCUGAAAAUCUGGACUGGAAUCUAUUUUGGCCUCCGUCAUUAAUGGGUCAGGCUAAAACCAAGCAAAUCCAGACCCUAUCCCACUUCUCCCCCAGUUAUUUUUUGUGUUUAUUCUGCAUCCUGAGAUAAACAGACCUCCCUGUCAGGUUAGAUGGAUUUGGCUGCCCAGGUUCAUUGUAGCAAAUUGCUCCUCUGGUUUUCCUGGGUACAGUGUUCGUGGCAACAUGGUUUACUGCUACAGAAAAGCAAAGAAUGAUACACGAAGAGGUCAAACAUCAAGUCCAUGUGCCAAGACUUCUCCUGGGAAUCCCAUCUUACCUUCCCUCCUUCUGAUGCCACACAAUAAUGAUUGAUUCCCAAGUACACAGCAGUAACCAGUAACGAUGAAUUGCACUGCAGUGAUUGUCCUUCACCCGAAACUGUUGUUUGGAUGUUGAGCAAGGGAAAUAGAUGGGGGCAAGGUGACUAUACGUGAGACUGUCACUUUGUAUUAUCAGCCCACCAGCCAAAGUCCAAAGCAAGAGAUUUGAACCUGGUGAAAUAUCCGUGCUCUUCAUAUUUGCAGCCACAAGCUCACUUGAGGAAAGCCCUGAUGGGGUAUGUGCCCUCACCAGUCCUUACCUCUCCCCUUGUUGGUGCAAUGCAUCUGGGCUGUUAGAGCUGUUCUGGGAUGUGGGUGAAUGAACCAGUAAAUGUUGAGUUUAUUUUAGCAGCAGGGAUUGUAUGUAAAGAAGGGAAAGCGGCAGUGUGUAUGUGACUAAAGCUGCAGUAGGGUCUACAGCCCCCUGCUAAAGGCAGGUAGUGCUUUUUAGGGCUCAGGUGUAUGUGACCUCCUGUUCUCCUGUUGGCUCCACUGUGAAAACUAGAAGGAAUCUGCCAAUAAAGGGCUGAGGCAGAAGGGAUUUUUAUUUACAGAACUUCUAGAGGGGAGGGAUGGUUGUGGAAGGAAGAGAUGGUGUUGCAGGGCUCCGUGAAGAGAAGAGAAAUUGUUGGCCCAGUGAGGGCUAGAUAACAUAGGGGAGGGAGGAGACCUCUGAUGGCAAAUAACUGCAAAACUUUGUUCCUUAGGAGGUAACUUUCACAUCUCCCAAGCAUCUUUACUAAGCUGUGAAGGGCUUUUAUUUUUUUUUUCCUUUUAAGAAAAAAAAAAGGAGAGAAAAGGCACUUAAUGCUGGUGGGGUUGUUGCGAGUCAAGACUCCCUUACCGAAGCAUCAAGUUGAGCGUGUGAGUAAUUGUGGCAAGUCAGUAGGGCACCGUGAUUAAGGUUUCCCAGAUUAGUGUGUCUGCAGAUUCCAACAGCUUGGGCAGCCAUAGGUCCUGAUUUUCUGUGUCUUCUGGGCAAAACACCUGCCUAUCCUAGUUCUACUCUUAGUGCUCUCAGACAUGCAGCUUCUGAAUGCUUCUGCAUCGUGAAAGCAAAUCUUGUCUCCUUUGCCAAAACAUCACAAAGAGUUAUUUGGGGCUAGGAAUUGACUUAUGAUAAGUGACAAACCAAAAUGCAGGGAGGUGCAUGUUGGUUAGAGCAGAUUAGCAGGUCCUUGCCAGCUCUGAUGGGUAGUUUUUCAUGGUUUUCUAGCAUACAAGGCUUAUGCUCGGCAAAAUGAUUUUCAAUCCUCGAGCAGUUUCCAGAGCUGGAAGGUGGUGAGUUACCUCCUGUUACUUGCCUUAAAGUUGAGUUUAUAGGGCUCAGCUACCUAUGAGAGAGGCACAUCUUAAACCCUUAGAGUAGGCAAAGCUUCCAAAGCCAAAUGGGCAUGUUAGAGAGUGGUUAUAGUCUCUUCUGCUUUCUAACUCCUCACUCAAUGAAAAUUAGUGUGCCAAUAUCUUCAGUCCACAAUUUUGUGCUCUUGGGUUUGGGUCAUACUCUCAUGUUUUUUGAAGGUGUUUAUAUAGGUAUAGUUUCUCACAAAGUUUGAGUUGAUCCUGCUAAAAUCUGCUAUUUACUUAUCUUUGACAAAGAAAUUUCCAAUUUAUUGGUACAGUAACUAACCUAGUAUGUUAAGGGAAUGUAUUAUGAACUUUUUUUUUCCUCUUAAGUUUUACAUUGGGGUAGGAAAAUCUGAACUCCAGUUGCAAGGUGAGGAGGAAGAUAGUGCAGAUAGUACAAGGCCUGCCAAUCUGGUACUUACUGUUCAGAAAAAAAUAACUAGACUAAGAAGCUUACUGGUAAUUAGUAGCUAAUGUGUUCGUAACUAUCAUGUGCCUUAAAAUUUUCAUGGUAGGAGAAUAAAAAAAUCAACAAUGUGUUUUCUGUAAUACUGCUCGACAUUCUCUGUAGUUUAGACUGGUGGGAUUUUGCAUUGUAUUUACACUGUACUAUAAACUGAAACACUAAGAAUGGUUUGAUUUUACGAGUAUGGAGGGCAAGAAAGGCGGAUUAUGCUUUUCAUAGAACAAAUGUUACUGCGACAGAAUGUAUUAUUAUUAUAGGACCUUUCCAUAACACAGACAAGUAGAAUGCUUGUUAGAAACCAGGUAUGUAGGAUAACAAUUUGGUGUGUUUUCAAUAAACCAUGCCUGGAAAGAA
Rhea pennata is the source of this 8533-nucleotide messenger RNA. RefSeq names its product ARVCF delta catenin family member (gene ARVCF). Gene Ontology annotation, cellular component: cytoplasm; plasma membrane; adherens junction. Lineage: Eukaryota; Metazoa; Chordata; Aves; Rheiformes; Rheidae. The transcript is spliced from 22 exons. The record is from RefSeq and is a predicted model, not a curated record. Gene Ontology annotation, biological process: cell-cell junction assembly; cell-cell adhesion. Gene Ontology annotation, molecular function: cadherin binding. The coding region runs from base 598 to 3276 and encodes 892 amino acids.